UCACUGUACAGUGCUGUACAGUUGUACACAGUGCAUCACAGAUCACAGUGCAUACAAUUUACUGAAUUUACGCGUCCAUUGUGUGUCGCCUAUGAAGAAAUUUUCUUGUUGUCACGUUAAAAAGUGCUACUUUAUUCUCUAAAAAAGAUAUUUAAAAAGAACAGAAAACCGUGAAAAGAAGCGAAUUACAGAAACGGCUUUCGUGAAUCAAGUUAAGAGUUCAUAGUAAUUUUAUUCACGUUACGCGGAAAAAUGGCAGAGAAUUUUGGAAGGGAAACCCCACCGCUUUACAACGAAGAAAUCAAGACUGCGGGACAACCGUUGUCGGAUUUUCUUCUACAGUUGGAGGAUUAUACACCUACGAUACCUGAUGCCGUCACCGAGCAUUACUUGCAUACAGCUGGUUUUAACGCUACCGAUCCUAGAAUAGUACGCUUGGUAUCCUUAGCAGCACAGAAAUUCAUCUCGGAAAUUGCUAACGAUGCACUACAACAUUGUAAAACACGCGGAGCCAAUCAAAAUUCAAAGACAAAAGGAAAAGACCGACGUUAUACUUUGACUAUGGAAGAUCUGACACCAGCAGUUGCAGAAUAUGGCAUAAUAGUGAAGAAACCACAUUAUUUUGUUUGAUUGGAAAAGCUAUUUAAUAUGUUUACAUAAAAUCACAUAAUAUAUAUAUAUAUAACUGCAUUAGUGAUAAGAACUUUUCAUCAAGAAUUUAUGUAUAUAAAAAUAUAUAUAUAAAGAUUACAAUAAGUCAAAAUAUAUUAAUUUGAAUAUA
Molecule: messenger RNA, 781 nt
Organism: Monomorium pharaonis (pharaoh ant)
Lineage: Eukaryota; Metazoa; Arthropoda; Insecta; Hymenoptera; Formicidae
Product: transcription initiation factor TFIID subunit 10
Exons: 3
Coding region: 253-630 (125 amino acids)
Biological process (GO): transcription initiation at RNA polymerase II promoter
Cellular component (GO): nucleus; SAGA complex; transcription factor TFIID complex
Molecular function (GO): RNA polymerase II general transcription initiation factor activity; promoter-specific chromatin binding
Source: RefSeq, a predicted model, not a curated record